This is a messenger RNA of Vollenhovia emeryi, 1909 nucleotides long. Its product is annotated as obg-like ATPase 1. Gene Ontology annotation, molecular function: ATP hydrolysis activity; ATP binding; GTP binding. NCBI's taxonomy places the organism in Eukaryota, Metazoa, Arthropoda, Insecta, Hymenoptera, Formicidae. The coding region runs from base 160 to 1353 and encodes 397 amino acids. Gene Ontology annotation, cellular component: cytoplasm. The record is from RefSeq and is a predicted model, not a curated record. The transcript has 11 exons.
AAGUGGAAACCCUGCAGGCCCCGUGGGUCGCCGGUCGAAUCCGUGACGUCGUCUACGUGCCGUGCCGCUCGCCUCGUAUACCUAUUCGACGGCAUCUUACGCAUACUUGUACCGCGGGCGCAUACAACGCAGACGUGUGUCGAGGUAUCUCUCCGCAGCAUGGCUCCGAAGAAACCCGAGGAACCCGAGCGGAAGCCGCUCAUCGGCCGCGUUGGUACUAAUUUAAAAAUGGGAAUAGUCGGGAUACCGAAUGUAGGGAAGUCGACUUUCUUCAACGUUCUCACCAAGAGCCAAGCAGCGGCCGAGAACUUCCCCUUCUGCACCAUCGAUCCCAAUGAAAGUCGCGUCCCGGUGCCCGACGCGAGAUUCGACUAUCUCUGCGAAUACUUUAAACCGGCUAGCAAGGUUCCAGCCUUCCUGCACGUGAUGGACAUCGCGGGACUGGUGAAAGGCGCCUCCGAGGGACAAGGCUUGGGAAACAGUUUUCUCUCGCACAUCGGAGCAUGCGACGGCAUAUUUCAUCUUUGUCGUGCCUUCGAAGACGACGAUGUCACUCACGUGGAGGGCGACGUCAACCCCGUGAGGGAUCUCGACAUCAUCAGCGAGGAGUUACGACUGAAGGACGUGGAAUUCCUCAACGUGCACCUCGAGAAGCUCGAGAAGCUUGUGAUACGCGGUAAUGACAAGAAGCUGAAACCUGAAUAUGACACGCUUCUGAAGGUAAAGGGUGUUCUGGCGGACGAGAAGAAACACAUCAGGUUCGCCGACUGGAGUGCCAACGAUAUCGAAGUGUUGAACAAAUAUCUGUUCCUUACGUCAAAACCGAUUAUCUAUUUGGUAAACCUGUCGGAAAAGGACUACAUACGCAAGAAGAACAAAUGGUUAAUCAAGAUAAAAGAAUGGGUCGACAAGAACGAUCCGGGCGCGGUGUUAAUCCCUUUCAGCGGCGUUUGCGAAAACAAGAUUUUCGAUAUGGACGAGGCGGAGCGCGCAAAAUACUUCGAGGAACACAAAGUCACCAGCGCACUCGACAAAAUCAUCAUACAAGGAUACAAGGCGCUGCAGCUGCAAUAUUUUUUCACAUCCGGUCACGAUGAAGUCAAGGCGUGGACAAUUCAGAAAGGCAUGAAAGCGCCUCAGGCUGCUGGCAAGAUACAUACGGAUUUUGAAAAAGGAUUUAUCAUGGCGGAAGUGAUGAAAUUCGAAGAUUUCAAGAACGAAGGCACGGAAGCAGCAGUAAAGGCGGCCGGAAAGUACAGGCAGCAAGGACGUAAUUAUAUAGUCGAGGAUGGUGACAUAAUUUUUUUCAAGUUCAACGCAGGCGCCGGGUUAAAAGACGCGAAGAAGAAGUGAUGGCACGCAUUUCUCAUGUUGUUGCUCGUCCAUCUGUACAUCAACAUGAUCUUGUUAUCCUGUUGCAUGCAUCACCCGCGCGUCGAUCAAUCCAAUUCACUUCCCAAUCCUCCCUGACUUUCUCAUUCACGACAAACAUGUAUAUGUAUAUAAUAAUGACGACGAUAUUGAUAAUUAUUUUUGUAUUUUCAUUCUGCAGAAUCGGGAAAAAUUAAUCGCGCUACGUUUGCAAAACGUUUUAUCGAGAUAAUCUCUAAAUAUUCUCGCUCACAAUUAUGCGUAGAGGAAGCGCACUCGAUGUCCACAUAUUAUUUCUUUUGUAAAGGAUAACAGUGUCCACGUAAAGAAAAAGGAUAGCAUUUUCAUAUUUAUUUUUGUGUACAUAAUUAACUGAUUAUGUAAUAGAUCGCAUUCUAUACUUCUCGUCUUUGGUGUGAAAAUGUGCAGAGAAGAAGAGAGAAUGAGAAGAAAGGGGACGACGUGUUAAAGCAUUUCUUUGUACUCUUCUGUAUUUAUUCUAUAAAUAUUAAACUACAUUGACGUAAAUUCUUCAUAA